Molecule: messenger RNA, 1207 nt
Organism: Mytilinidion resinicola
Lineage: Eukaryota; Fungi; Ascomycota; Dothideomycetes; Mytilinidiales; Mytilinidiaceae
Exons: 2
Coding region: 80-955 (291 amino acids)
Source: RefSeq, a predicted model, not a curated record
UAUAAUCUUGACCCGCAUGCCUACUGGUCCGCGAAACAUGAGAAUCCCCGCAGUAGUUCCGAUGACUUCGUAAGUUCCGAUGACGUCAACAAUGAGCUUGAGCCCGACUUUUCGGAGACUACAUCGGAAUCCAUACAUCCUCCUGUCCAAUGUGUCAUCAACAUGUCUGAUAGUUAACGAGAUUCUCCCUGAAUUUGUCGUAGAACCUACUCCGAAUUUCGGCGUUAAAAGCGAAAUGCCAAGACCAGAAACAUAUAAUAUACGCGGUAUGGACUGCCAUUUGUCAAAUUGCAGCAUAACGCAUGAAGUACUCUGCGUGAAGGGCAUUCGGUACUCCUUAGUCGAUACUAUUGGGGCCGUGUUUGAGUUUCAAUGCGUCGACGAUGUCCGGGGCGCGUUGAAUGGGCUUGCAUAUUAUCUCUAUGGCGCCGAUAGCCCUUUCGAAGGUAUCGUUGAUGCCCAGUGGGACACACAUUUCCCCGAAAAGAUAAGUGCUGGUGGGUGUCAGAAUCUUCCUCUAUGUCUCGUACCUUUCGUGCUGAAACUUGUAUCAUUGAAACUUUCAGUUUUGAAAACAGAUAUGGACACGAAAAAAGCUGUGAUUUUCCUAAGUCGUGGCCGUGGAUAUUAUGCCGAAGACGACCUAUCCCAGGGGGUUUUCAAUAGAGACACCCUGUCCGGAAUUAGAGAGCGCCUACAAAGCUCCCGGAUAUUUGUCGAUGUCAAGGGCAAUCUUGGCAUAGGCUCGAAUGCAUCUCAACAAGGAGAUGUUGUAUGUGUAUUACGAGGUGCUACGGCACCUUGCAUCCUUCGACCGCGACACGGAGACGGCUGGACCCUCAUCAGCGGAGACUGUUACAUGGAUGGGGAGCUCGGCUCUGAUAAGAAUACGUAUCUUCUGUCCAAUAUUGUGGACCCGUACCCGGACCAAGAAGAGGAGUUCCUUAUAUGGUGAAGGGUUCCAGUAUCCACACCCAGACGAAAGCCUCGUUACAGUGCCUUACCAAAGAUAUCCGUACUCUUUCAUGCGACUGUCUGUGGGGCUCCAACGUACUGACAGAAACCGACAGAAACCAGGGGCAACGGAUUGUCGCUGUCUGGGGUAGCCUCACGAGGUUACUUAGGGGUUACUAGUUGUCCAAGGUGCCGAGCUUCUCUCUUACUGGGGAUUCUGAAAAUGAUAUGAAGCUCCUCACGCAGCGGUAAA